CUUUUGGCUGAUUUGAUUCUUUGUAAACAAAUUUGAAAAAUGAAAAAUAUUAUUAUUUGGUUUCUGUUGAAAAAUUUUAAAAUUAAUCAAAACAAAAAAUACCACGAAAGCAUAAAGUUUAUCACGGGCCCAUGCAGCAAUCAAUAAAGAAAACGAUCAGGCGAUCUUCAAUCUGCGUAAUAAAGCUAUCACUACACGCUUAUCGUUGUUACAUGCUCGCCCUGCACAUUGCUGAUUUUGACAUGCAAAUUUUGUAAUUAUUGCUUGCACACAAAUUAAUAAGCGAAUGAAAUUCAAGAAAAUGUUGACGCCGUUAACUACUGUAGCUCUAUUCGAAGAAAUAGCAACAACACUGAGAAUCACAGCAACAUUGAAAAGCAUUAAAAAGUAAGCGAAGAGAAAAAUAAAUUUGUUCAAACUUUUAAAUAUUUUAUAUCAUAUCUAUUUUAGUUAUUUUAUUAUAUUUGUUGUAAGCGUUUUGUCGUUGUGGUUUUUCUGUGCACAAACCCACAUAUGGACACUUGUAUAUAUUUCAUUUUUUCUAGCAUACUCUCAUUUGUAUGCAAACUUUGUAUAUUUUUGGUGACUGUGCAAUCAACAACAAUAGAGACAUAGUAAUAAUUUGAUGUGAAUACUAUUCAAAAAUCCCUUCACAAAAUAUUACUCAUAUAUAACCGAUUCGGAUUAACGAUUGCACUAGUUUGAAAUACUCAAACACACUUUAAGUGGACAUAUACAGGGAGACGAUGAUUGUCUUCGUCUACGACACAGAGUGUCUCAAGGACGAAGCAGAUGAUCCAGUAAAAGCAGUGCUCUAUUUUCACCCGAGUUGGGUAUCAGACACACAGAAAGUCGCGCUUUGUGGGCAACUAAUGGGUACAUCGUACUUCCUUAAGGACUGUUUCUGUAAGCCAAAAAUGAUGGCUUUACAAAACGGUAAAUUUGUACUGAAGGAAUUUGGGAGAUUUACUUUGGCUGUUGGCACGGACCGCAACAUCUCAGAUUAUUUGUUAGAAAAACGUGCUGAUUUGCUUGCCUCACUUGUGAAAUUCUUCCAUCGCGAUCUGCAAAGUCUCUUCGAUCAGUUUCCUCAACAAGCGCAGUAUAAGAAUCUCUCCGAAAAGCUAUAUCACAUUUUCGAAACAUAUCUGCCGAUUUUACAACGUAACGGACAUAUUUUCCAAAACGUACCCAAACUGCGUAUGCCGAAGACGGCCAGCAAUAUAUUUUUGGACGCCAUACAAACAUUACAGUGCUGUCAGCAGACCAAGGGCAUAUUGGGCGGCGCCGUACUUUACCAUAACAAAGUGGUUGCCUCCCAACUCGGCAAUACCAUUACUAAGCAGCUUGUUUUAACGGAUCCGCUGCACAUACGCACCACCGCCGAACAGAUACACUUCACUGAUUUUCACAUACCUAACGGUGUACAAAUGUUAGUUGUUUAUGUGGAUGUGCCACAAUAUAAUCAUUUAGCAGCAGACGCGCAACGCGCACAAACUCUACAGACCACACAACUGUCACAGAAUUUGUUUCCGUUUCAGUAUGCGAAGCGUAAACUGAAACGCGAUAAAUCAUUAAUUUUUACCCACAUACCAGAGGAGAGCAGCACCGGCGGCGGUAUUGCAGGUGAACUUGCGGAAGAAGUUGUCGGCGUUACAACGGUUGUUAGCCAAACACUCACUGGAAUACGUCCUAAAUCAUUGCUGAUACGCCCCACACACUUACCUCUUCGUAGUCGCAACGGUAUGAGCAGUUCAAAGGAGUUGCCUGAAUCAGGUAUUGCUUCGAUAAAUUUCGAUGAGACCGAUUCGUAUCCGGAGUUUAUUGGACGCACUAGUGUGUGCUCUACACCAAUGACUGAGAAUAAAGUGCUGCAAGUGGGGAACAUUAUGUCCAUCUGUGCUAAUCCAGAAGACGAGAGUAACUCGAAUAAGCAGAAAACACAAGCUACCAACCGACGCAGUUCGCUAAAAUUCGACUUUGAGAAAUUCUUUCAAAAUUUCAUUGCUAAUCCCAAUAAGCAAAUGGAGCGCCGCAACUCUUUCACAGACCUGCAAGAUUCACUCAAGAAGAUCUCGAAGAAAUUGUCACUCAAACAAUUUUCGCAUAGCUUUAAGACUGACGUCAAUCGCAAUGGCAGCACAAGCGGCAUUGAGGCCCUGGAAUCUCCUGAUUUUAUCGAGAAUGACGAUGAUGUUGAAGCGGAGCAAAAUUCCGACAACUCUGAUGAGAACAAUCACACAUCCCGCACCAUAACCGAUCCCACCUAUCCCGUUUUCAAUGAGAAUGGUCAGCCAAUAUCACGUAGCCUCUUCCAAGAGUUCAUAGAAAAGUAUUACCGCUUGUGGGCGGAUAAUGGCAGCAGUACUGGCAGCGCCAAAAAGGAGGUAGAAAUCGCACAACUCAUUGAGGAAUUCAAGGAGUUCGAUAAGGAACUUAAAAAACUAGACGAAUCGCUGGGUCGUCAGGAUCUCGGCGAUAAUUGCAAUAGCACACAACUCAAAGUCGAUCGCAACUUGAAUACUGAACCAACCACUGUAGUGACAAAAGCGAAAACACCACUUGACAAGAAAUCACUUAGUCUUCCACUGAAGCCACUCGCCGAUGUAGCAGGCAGCAAUGAGCGUGAACUGCCAUUUGUUAUAGCGAAUCGUAAGCAUACUGGUGGUGUUCCACUCACACCGCUCAUGGCCAAACUCUCUGUGUUGGCGCUGAAUGAGGAGCACAAUGGCAGCGGCGUUUGGGAUGCCAACGCUGUGGAAAUACAAACACCCCUAAACACGUCUAAAGUAUUCUCCCGUCGCAACUCUUUGAUAUGUGACGACGCAGUGGAUGCCUUAGCGGCAUUGCCUAUAAGCACACAGUCUGCAAGAAAUGGUCUAAAGCGGCUAGAGUUGUACAUGUGUGGGCAGCAAAAUAUGACGCUGCUGUUGCUGAUGGAGGAGGGGACGGCGCGCCAGCAGCCCGUUGUGCAGAAGAUGUUCGAUAUUUGCGUUGCGAAAUUUCCGCAUAUGGAAUCGCAUUUAAAUCAAACACUCAAUGUCAAUGUGGAAGGCGAUAAGCGUGACGGCGCCUACAGUUUCAUGAGCAUCGAUGCGAAAUGGGACACGUUGGAGCGUAAUGGACCAUGGAAUCCGAUGGAAUUGAAUACGCUCGAAUGUAUGCAUCAUGAUUUGCAACCGAACAAUGAGAUCUCUGACUUGAUUUUAAGAUCACACGAUGCGGUCUACUACGGCUACAAGUCCGGUCGUUCUGAAUUCUUUUACAAAGAAGCCGCACAUUCCACCAACGGCAUACCGCCACCCUCCGAUCCCAUGGGCAAUGUAGCGAUGCGCGCCAAAACACAUCUGGAACGUGAUCAUUCAUACAUUUUAUUUUAAAUUCGACAAACGUUUUUGCGAAAGUAAGAUAGCAAAAUAUUGUGUGUAUUCAUGUAAUAUGUUUUCUAAAUUUAUUUUUAUAGUAGUGAUACUCAGAAACACUAGAUUAGAUUUACUAUGUAAUAGCAGUAAACUCAGCAACAACAAAAAUAUGUUUCACUUAAACUCAUUAGUGGGCCACUAUCCUAGCGCUGGGAAUUCUAACUAGAUACAAAAUAUUUUGUCUAAAAUACUCACAGUUUAAAAGAAUUAUUUAAACAUCAUCAGAAAGACAUACGCGCCAGCGCCUAAGGGUAUACUUUCUUUAUUAAAACUCUCCUCAGCCUUUUGUACUUAUAUUAUUCUAAUGUUAUCUCCAAUUAAGCGACAGCUGUACAAUCGCUUUCUGAAAAAUUUUACGCAUUUUCUUUUAGUAUACGUACUAUAUAUUUAUAUGAUUAUUAAAUAUCUACACUUAAGUUUAAUCUAUAUAGUUUAAAAUUUUGUUAACUAUAGACUAAGAUUUUUAGCAAUUUUUUUACUCCUUUACGCUAAUAGAAACAUACUUAUAAUAUGUGUCGCUUUUUUCUGCAAUGAUUCUACAAAUUUUUUCUUUUCUUAUUGUAUUAUAAACUAUUAUGUGCAGUAGGGGUAGAGAUGAGGAAUCGAAUGUUGUUUUUUAGCUUGAAAUUUGUACCUUGAAAUUGUCCAUUAAUGCUUUUUGCAUAAAAAGAGGACUUACAACAAAUAUUGCGUCGCAAUAUACCGUUUGCAUCUCAAGAUAUGAUUUUGAGAGGUUUUUACUGCAAACACAUACCCACAUACAUGCAAAAAUAUAUAUUUUAUAAAUAAGAUAUGACAAUGCAGAAGAUUUAACGUGCCAAUUACACAUUCCAUUCCAUUUCAUUCAAUUAAUAUUAAAUAGUUAUUGUAUAAGUUUUAUUGCAUAUGGAAUCCAGUGGAGUAUACAAUAAACAUAGUAAGGCAUGUGGUAAUACAUAUGUAUAUUUGGUGUGAAGCAAAUUGCGGAACAUUUCUUGUGUAAUGGUUGCGCUGAAAUUUAAAUAAAAGAAAAGAAUAAGUGCUGCGAGAA
Bactrocera oleae (olive fruit fly) is the source of this 4452-nucleotide messenger RNA. RefSeq names its product Hermansky-Pudlak syndrome 4 protein (gene HPS4). The record is from RefSeq and is a predicted model, not a curated record. Gene Ontology annotation, cellular component: cytoplasmic vesicle; lysosomal membrane; BLOC-3 complex. Gene Ontology annotation, molecular function: guanyl-nucleotide exchange factor activity; small GTPase binding. Lineage: Eukaryota; Metazoa; Arthropoda; Insecta; Diptera; Tephritidae. Gene Ontology annotation, biological process: protein targeting; vesicle-mediated transport; melanosome assembly.